Molecule: messenger RNA, 1490 nt
Organism: Telopea speciosissima
Lineage: Eukaryota; Viridiplantae; Streptophyta; Magnoliopsida; Proteales; Proteaceae
Exons: 9
Coding region: 1-1401 (466 amino acids)
Source: RefSeq, a predicted model, not a curated record
AUGGCCCCUUCGACGUCCCUGCUUCUGUUUGCUCUCUCGCUAUCUUUGGUUAUCUUCCAUUCUUCCUGUGAAAAGACGAGUUACAAAGAGAUUCACCUAAGGGAUCAUUCAUCGUUACCUUUCUUGCAUCGCCUCACACCGUCUCCUCUUGAUGGAUAUUCAUCUAUUCGUGGGGUGAAACAUAUGGUCUCAUGUGACCGUUUAAGAGUUGCUAGUCUUUCAAGAUGGAAAAUCAGGAGUUAUGCCAAUUCAUGUCGGGUUAAUUUGACUCCUUCAGUGGUGAUCCCUGAAAAGCUGUAUAGCAAAAUAGAGGUUUGUUUCCACCGGAAUUCUUCUCUUGGAUUAUGCCAAUGUGUGACGGAUGAAUGGAAAUCCAUCCACAAGGGGUUGUGGAGUGCUUCCAUGUCACCAUAUGAGGAUAGAUAUAUUGAUGUAAAGUUUAAUAGUGAAGUUACAGGUUCCAUUACAGUUUCUAUUGAAGAAGAGUUCCAUCAAUGGCGUCUUAUUUUUCUUGUUUUCGGGUUUAUCUUACUGCUAUUGGCACCGGUAGUCAGUAAUUGGGUGCCGUUCUAUUAUAGCAGCUCAAUGGCAGUUGGAGUCUUCCUUAUUAUUUUGAGCCUUCUGUUUCAGCUCAAUCUUGGAUCUUUGCUUGUGCAGUACUUCUCAAUGCUGGUCAAUUCCAUUCUCGUGAGUUUUGGGCUUAGUGAAGAUAUGCAUAAUCCUGUUGCUAUAGUGGUAUUGGUAGCAAAUGUCUUUGCAGGAGCAGCAUUAGGUUAUGGGAUUGUGCAGAAAUUUGUAAUUUCAGAAGAUGGAACGGUUGAUGUUGGUGUAGCUGAAUUUGUGAAGUGGGCAAUGCGUGUUAUGGCAAUGAUAUUUAUUUUAAUGAGCACAUUUGAUACAUUUUUAGCUAUGGUUUCAUUGGCUUCUUCUUGGGCUAUCUGCCUUCUUAUAUCUUCUUUGAAGUGGCGAGGUUCAACAUCGACUCGUGCUGAACUUUUUAGUAGGUCUGCUAAGAUGGCCUCUCAAAGAGCAUCACAGAAUAGCCUGAGGAGAUCAUUUGCUUUGUUUGACUGUCCCACUAAAGGUUUGGUUAUAUCACCCUCUGUUAAGGAACCAUCAUGCCAGCAGGAACAGGACUACUAUUCAACCUUCCACAAGGUGCCAACUCGUAAGUGGUUCUCAAAAAAUGAGUAUGAGGAUUUUACAAGUGAAUCUACUAGGGAUGCCAUUGCAGAGUUGGCAUCCUCACAUGACUUCACUAAUUGGAUCAUUGAAAAUGCUAGCCGAAUACAACUCCUUCCAGAUGACAACUCAGAUGACAGCAUGGAGAGUGGGUCGGGGUCUUCGGAAGAGACUGUUGCAGAGGGUGGUGGUGGGCUUAACCUUUUCAAGUGGUACUAACCUGAGGAUAACUAUGUUGUUGGCAUCAGUCGGUCGGCUGCCUUUUCAUAUUUUACACAGAAUCAGGGACAACCAAUGCUAUGGGGUGA